Prorocentrum cordatum is the source of this 599-nucleotide messenger RNA. NCBI's taxonomy places the organism in Eukaryota, Dinophyceae, Prorocentrales, Prorocentraceae. The record is from the annotation of a GenBank genome assembly.
AUGCACACGUGGGGGACCUCCGCGUCGAGCAGUGCUUCUGCAGGCUCGGAGUCCGACUUCGGGUGCGCCAGCUCCGACGGAGGGCGCGUGCUGCCUGGGCGGCUGGUGGACCCGUGGCGGGAUCCGAGGCCGCCGGCGAAGGCGGGUGGCCUGCGGCGGUCGGAGGAGCAGAGGCAGGCGACCGUCGUCACCACCGUGCUGAUUGCCAGGACGCUUCUGCGACCGUGGCCGCUGUUCAGCGAGGCGGUUGGAGAUGCCGGCGCUGAGUGGAAGCCGAUGGCGUCGCAGCUGCCAGAGAGCUCACAGCCGUUUGGCGCAGAGCAUCCGGUGAGCCGCCACCCGGGAAUUGGAGCUGCGCAGGGCAUCGUCGAGCGGAAUUGGCCACUGUGGGGAUCAGCCUUGCAGGGGGAUGAGGUGCCCGGUGGCAGCCUCGUGUUGCGCGAGUGCUUGUUGCUGUGCUUCCUCCAGGCCGCGGCAGCACUGGCCCUGUGCCGCCCACUGCGGAGGGGCCCCUGCUCAGGCGCUGUGCUGGCCCCGCUCCGCGAGGGCCUGGCGUACGCGGUCGUGCUGUUCGGAAGCACGCACCCGCUGGCGGUCAG